Messenger RNA from Botrytis byssoidea, 960 nucleotides. RefSeq lists its product as uncharacterized. Bases 1 to 960 code for a protein of 319 amino acids. The record is from RefSeq and is a predicted model, not a curated record. Lineage: Eukaryota; Fungi; Ascomycota; Leotiomycetes; Helotiales; Sclerotiniaceae. The transcript has 3 exons.
AUGGUUGAACUAAAGCAAAUACAAUUGACCCCGCUCUAUCAUCCUCGCCAAAAGCCAUCGUCUGCCUCGGAAAUAGGAGCGACACAGGCAGCGAGCAAUGAUGGAACUCAUGGACAUGAAAGGAUUUGGUUCUACUAUGCCUACAAUCUUGCCUGGAAACUGUAUGGAGCUGAACAGACCAAAAUCCUUCCUAUUCUCAAGGCAAGAAACCAGAUAAACAACAUAAAAGUGGCCAACAAAGGAUCGCUUGCGGACGGACAACUGAACUUCCAAGAAUUUAUGGAUCGCAUUGCUUAUAAACCCCCGGGAACAUGUCAAGUUCAGCUGAACACCGAAGACCUGGACGGUACAGCAGUGGCACUAUCAAAGGCUGGAUUUGGUGGAACAGUCAAGGUCGGCAUUGCUACAAAUACUGCGACAAGCAAGAUUAAAACGUCCUAUAAUCAGAUGCUUGAAAAUCUUAUGGGUGUGGUCACUGAUGCCCGCGAAAAAUUUCCGGGCGACUCUGUUGUGUCUGACACGAUGUCGCAAAUGGAAAAACUAGCCGAUAAAAUUGCUCAUGAGCGUAGUCUUGAUUUCAGUCAGGCCAAAUGGUUAGGAAUGGACAUCGCCGCUGGAUUCAAACUCCCAGCGGAUCAGUCUAAUAAGCCAACAACAAUUACAUACAAGGAUGUUCCUAAUUUGAGCGAGGACUCUGACGCGGACAAGACCAUUACCGUAGUUGAUGUGAUGGCUACCUUCAACGACCCAAGAAACAAGUCGUUGAUCAAGAAAGGGCUUGAGGCAAAUGGGGUGAAGAAAGGGACUUUGUCAAGGUUCAAAGACUGGGUAGACAACUACGGCGCCAAGCCUAUUGAUGGCUCGAAGGGACCAGAUUAUCAACCAUCUUCAGUUUCCCACAGGACUACUCUUACUUUGUGGACUUCCGCAAAAGGUCAGAUUAACCGCCCUGUGUGCUAG